This is a messenger RNA of Paramuricea clavata, 534 nucleotides long. NCBI's taxonomy places the organism in Eukaryota, Metazoa, Cnidaria, Anthozoa, Malacalcyonacea, Plexauridae. The record is from the annotation of a GenBank genome assembly.
GCAUUCCAAAACUGGGUGUUCAAGGAAGUCCUUCCAUCUAUCCGUAAAACAGGAUCAUAUGAAUUACCAGAUAGAAGAUCACUUAGAUAUAACCAAAUGAUUCUUAUAAAUGAAACGGACCUUCAUCAUACCAUUGUGAGUUACAUCAGGAAUAACUACCCAGAGGCUGUAAUAGUACCUGGCCUAGGUGAGUACCAGGAUACGGUGUCAAGGAGAUGCGACGCCUGGAAGAAGGGAUACAAGGGUGGUCAGCCGGAUCUUAUUAUAGAGAAUCCUAUGGGAAAGUAUAAAGGAUUUGCUGUUGAAUUUAAGUCUCCCAAGGGCACUGGGAUUACAAGUGAGAAGCAGGAAGUAUGGCUUAGAAAACUGAGUGGAAUAGGAUACAUGACAAUGAUAUCCGACGACUUAGUGAAAACUUGUAUUAGAAUUAACGAGUACUUCUCACUUAAGAAACCUGUAAGAAAAGUUGCAGUGAAAAAUAUAGUUAGCGAUGUAAAGACGUACAGACCAAGGUUCAAAUCACAUAAGUACUAA